AGUAGCUUUGUGUAUGGACUUCGGGAUAUCAAAAAUUCGAUAGGUCCUUUAAAAAAUGAUGUCUAAACGUUUGCUUCAUAUUGAUGGUGUUACUGGUUUGUAGUAUUUCUAGUCGGCAUGUAUCUGCUCGCGCAUUAGAACCCCGCCUUCACCAGUCUCACGCUUUGAAGACUUGGCUAGCUAAAAUUAGCGGAUAGCCACUAAAAACAACCUUCGUGUACGUGGCUCUUCGUUCCCAAUAAUCACAUUUACGUUCUGAUUUCUAGCCAAAAUGCCGGUGCAUUCGAGGGAAAAGAAAGAAAACAAUCACGAGGAGAUGGAGGUUGACUAUCCGGAGCAGGAGGGCAGUAGUACUGACGAAGAUGAUUCGGAGACCUCCUCAGUGUCAGAAGAUGGAGACAGCUCGGAGAUGGACGAUGAAGACUGCGAACGCAGGAGAAUGGAGUGUAUUGAUGAGAUGACCAAUCUUGAGAAGCAGUUCGGUGACCUCAAAGACCAGUUGUACAAGGAACGCUUGAGUCAAGUGGAUGCUAAACUACAAGAGGUCCUGUCAGGAAAAGCUUCAGAAUACCUGGAGCCCCUCGCUGCCUUGCAAGAAAAUAUGCAGAUUAGAAUAAAAGUUGCAGGAAUCUACAGAGAGCUGUGUUUGGACUCGGUGAAGAACAAGUAUGAGUGUGAAACUCAAGCUGCAUAUCAGCAUUGGGAGAGUGAGAAGCUGCUGCUGCUGGAUACUGUUCAAAGCGAACUGGAGGAGAAGAUCAGACGUCUAGAGGAGGACAGACACAGCAUCGACAUCACCUCAGGUUCGAAUCUGGCUGGGUCAUUUCCCAACCCUUACCCAUCCCCGAAUGAAGAGCUGUGGAAUGACGAGCUGCAGUCGAGAAGGAGUAAAAGGAGGGACCCCUUCAGCCCUGACAAGAAGAGGAAACCAGUGGUCGUCUCUGGUCCAUAUAUUGUGUAUAUGCUGCAAGAUUUAGAUAUUUUGGAAGACUGGACAGCGAUCAGAAAGGCUGUGGCUACGCUUGGACCUCACAAAGUCCGGCCUGAUGUGUCCCCCAUGGUGAAGCCAGAGAAACACCCUCAGCAGCCGCACCACACGGCCAGGUCAGAAGACGGCCGACUGUACUACGAUGGGGAGUGGUACUGUAGAGGACAGAGCAUAUGCAUCGACAAGAAGGACGAGUACCCCACAAGUGCUAUCAUCACUACCAUCAACCAUGACGAGGUGUGGUUCAAGCGCCUGGAUGGCAGCAAAUCCAAGCUGUAUAUUUCCCAGCUACAGAAAGGCAGAUACACCAUCAAACACUCCUAGAGCUCUGCGCCGCUGUCCUCUGCCCAAGCCCAGUCCAGCCAUCUAUCUAUCCAUCUAUCAAUCAAUCUCUACCGUACUGCCAUCUCUCGUGCCAGCCUGUACAAAAACAAACUCUGCACCACUUCUGCAAAAGUACAGUGAAGGACUGGCAAACAGUAUUUUCAUUCCAGUCCUUUUUUUCACGUCCAGAUCCAGCCUAUCAUGUAUUGUGACUUUUCCUUAUUUUUUUAUUUUCCUCCAUUCAAGAAUAACGUUGGGAUGGGGUUCAGGAUACAGCCAAUGACGAUAAAUAUACAAAAAACAUUGUUUUACAACAAUAUGACAAACUUUGUGUGUGCGUGUGUGUGUGCGCGUGUGUGUAUGUGUGCGUGUGUGUUUUGAAUGUAUAGUAUGAAUGGUUCAAAUGUAUGCAUGCUCAAAAGCACUGUAUGGUAUUUUUUGUCUUCUAUAAGAAAAUGUGUACUAUAGCCAUUUAUACCACAGUUUACAGCUGAACUGUGCAGCAAACCGUAUAUGAAUAUAUUGUGUAUUUUUAAGCUCUGUAUUCAUUUUUGAUUAAGCCUCCGUGGUACAAGUUUGUGUGGGGGUGUCUGUGUGUCUUUGUGUAUGUUCAUGUGUGUAGCCAAAUAUGAACAGAACAUCACCCCUGCCAACUCCCCCACCCAUUCUUCCUUUUUAUGAAUUUUCUUCUUUAUGUCAUCUGUACUGCCUGAAUGGUAUGUAUAAAAUGUCUCUGAAAUCAUUAUUGUUCUCUGAAAUACCGGUAUACUGUAUAGAACUGCCUUAAGUGUUUUUAAGUUAGACCAACUGUUUUGAUUAGACAUUUACAAGGCAUUGCCCUGUCUAUUUUCUCUGUCAGGUUCUUGAUUUAUGAACUGUACGUGUAUUCUUUGUGUCUGCCUUUCACUAUUUUCCUGCCAAAUUUGUUUGAGGUAGCCUAAUUGUUCCCGUUUUUUUCUUCGUACAGUUUGUCUUUUGAUUUUGCUGUAUCAUGUUCAACAGGAAAUUGUGUCUGUGUCUGAAAGUAGGAAGUAAAGCCUGAUUUGAAGAAAGGC
Messenger RNA from Engraulis encrasicolus (European anchovy), 2367 nucleotides. Its product is annotated as breast cancer metastasis-suppressor 1-like protein-A. NCBI's taxonomy places the organism in Eukaryota, Metazoa, Chordata, Actinopteri, Clupeiformes, Engraulidae. The transcript is spliced from 11 exons. Gene Ontology annotation, molecular function: histone deacetylase binding. Gene Ontology annotation, biological process: negative regulation of transcription by RNA polymerase II. Gene Ontology annotation, cellular component: Sin3-type complex. The record is from RefSeq and is a predicted model, not a curated record. The coding region runs from base 272 to 1312 and encodes 346 amino acids.